Strongyloides ratti is the source of this 2163-nucleotide messenger RNA. Its product is annotated as Raw. Lineage: Eukaryota; Metazoa; Nematoda; Chromadorea; Rhabditida; Strongyloididae. The transcript has 2 exons. The coding region runs from base 1 to 2163 and encodes 720 amino acids. Gene Ontology annotation, cellular component: plasma membrane. The record is from RefSeq and is a predicted model, not a curated record.
AUGACAACAAGUAAAAUUAAAAAUUUAUUUUAUCAUGUUGGAUUAUUAUCCCAACUUCCGGAAGAUCUUAGACCUCCAUCACCAAGUGAAAAAUAUUGUAAAUCAUUGAAUGAUAAUAAAAAAAAUGGUUGGAAAAUAUUAUCUACAUUAUCAAAUUCAUUUUCAAAUAGUUUUGAGAAUAAAGAAUAUAAUGAUAUUAUUCAUGAUGAGUGUACAUCUUCAUCUAUUGAUGGGUCUGGAAGUAAUGAUGCUGAUGAUAAUUUAGAUUUUGACCAACAUAGUGUUAAAAAUUUAAUUAAAAGAAUUUUAUCUGUUAGAUCUUCAAAUUCAACAACCAAAGAUAUUUCAUCAAAUGAUGUUUCAAUACAGGAAAGUGGGUACAUUCAUUAUGAUGUAUUUCUUGGUGGUAGUUGUGGGCAUACAAUAUGGAGAAGAUCAUUAGUCAUACCAUACUUAGAUAAAAGAGAUAUUUCAUAUUAUGAUCCUCAACGUCCUUUUUGGACAGAAUCAAUGAUGUAUGAAGAAGCAAUUGCAAAAGAAAAUUCAUCACUUUUUCUUUAUGUACUAGAUCCAGAAACAAUAAAUGCUGUAUCUUUUUUAGAAAUAGCAUAUUUUGCCAGUAGAAAAACACCAAAAUUAGUUGUUGUUUUUUUAGAUAAAAAAGAAUGGAAAGGUAAGGCACACCCAUUAGAUUUACCUGAUCGUCAAAGAACAUGUGAUCUAAUAGAAUUAAUAUUAACAAGACAUAGUGUACCAUUAUUAACUUCAAUAAAUGAAGCAUUAGAUUAUGUUGAUGAAAUGAUAAUAGGUGACAAAGAAUGGAAAGCAGCAUUAAAAAAUAAUAAACAAAGACUUCCUUAUUUAAAAAUUCAAUUUCAAAGAUUUAUAUCAAAUUCAAAAAAAAAAUUAUCAACAACAAACAGUCUAUUUAAUUGCCAUAAAAAGAAUAAACAUAAAUUUUUUAAUAAUACUAAUGAAAUAGAUAAUACCUAUUAUUGCAAAUAUUUUACUAUUCUACUUUUAAUUGAAACAAUUAUAUUUAUUUUUACAUUAUUAACAUUCUAUUCAUAUAUAAUACCAACAAUAUUACCAGAUCUUUAUAUAAUUUUUAUAUGUCUAAUAUUAAUAUUAUUAAUUAAUACAUGUUUUAUAUUUGGAAUAUCAAUGAUGGAAAAAUUUAGAAAAAAAUUAAAUAUUAAUAGAUAUAAUAUUAAUGAAAAAAAUUUAAUAUUACCAAGUCCACCAAUAAUGAAAACAAAAUGUUUUAUAUUAAAUGAAAAUGGUGAAAAAAUUAUAGAAAAUGAAAAAUCAUCAUCAUUAUUAUAUAAUAAGAUGAUUGAUAAUAGAAAAUAUAAUGAAAAAUAUUGUCAAAAAAUGCCAUUAUCAUGUAAUAUAUAUAAUCAUAGUAAUAAAAAUAAAUAUUUUAAAAAUAUGAAAAAUAAAGAAAUAAUAUCAGAUCAUAAUUUAAUUUCAAAACCCACUCGUCAAUCAGUUACAGGUUCAUUAGUAAGGCAAUAUCCUAUAGGAUAUGAUGUUUUUUUAUCAUCAAGUAGUUCAAAUGAAUUAGAUUGGAUAACACAAAAAGCUAUACCAAUAUUAGAAAAAUUUAAUCUUUCUCAUAUAUCAUCUUCUAAUUGUGUUAGUGAAAUGAAAAUGCCUUUACUACAUUCAUCAUCACAUAUUCUUUAUUAUAUACCAUCAUAUAAAACAUUUUUAUCUGGAAUGAUUGAAGUUGCCUAUUAUAUUGGACAAUCAGAACUUCAAGUGACAGUAUGUGUACCAAGUGAAGCUGAAUGUUUACUUUUAAAUUAUAAUAAUAAUCCAGAAUUGGAUCCUCAGACAAUUGCAGCUGUAGAGAAACGUAAUGACUGUUAUAAAAUGGCCUUUACAUAUUUAAAAGAUAUGGCAAAUAGAAGUCAAGUAAAAGUUUAUACAAAUGUAGAAGAUGCUAUAAAACAUAUUGUAGUAAAAGAAAAAAGAAAAUUAAAAAUUCGUAAAAGUCACAAUUUUGAAAUAAACAAAAAUGAUAGAAAAGUAGAACUUCCUUCCUCAAAUUAUAUAUUUGAUUUUGAAAAAACAACAAAUUGCUCAACAAUAAUUGGAUCUCAAUCUGUAGAUCAGUUAUCCUACUACUCAGGUUCAUUAAUUAAUUACAAAAAUUAA